Penicillium maclennaniae is the source of this 1827-nucleotide messenger RNA. Its product is annotated as DEAD/DEAH box helicase. Lineage: Eukaryota; Fungi; Ascomycota; Eurotiomycetes; Eurotiales; Aspergillaceae. The coding region runs from base 1 to 1827 and encodes 608 amino acids. The record is from RefSeq and is a predicted model, not a curated record. The transcript has 9 exons. Gene Ontology annotation, cellular component: nucleus. Gene Ontology annotation, molecular function: ATP binding; RNA binding; RNA helicase activity.
AUGGCUGUUUGGGAUCACUUUGAGAAUUCUGGCUCUCACCCGCCCCACCCGGUAGACACUAUCAUUGCCGGAUUGGCUGAUGUUAAUAUUACUGAAGAGAGUGAAGUUGGUGAAGCGAGUGAGCUCGCUGGUCUUGACCACCCUCCCAAUCAGUGGCUUGGCCCUUCCGGUGAUUCCAUCAAGGAUGUUGCUGCCAGAGGCUGGUCCGAUCGUAUCCCGUUCGAAUACGCUGACUUAUCGAACCCUGAGUUCGCCGAGUGGGCAUGCAAUGCCAAAUGCUACGAAUGGAAAGGUGAAUUUGGAGAUGUCGGUCCGAAAAAUGAGGAGCUCGAGAAACAGCUUUUCAACGCCGACAACAUGACUCGAGCUGGACUGCAGCUUGACCGGUUAAACGAGAUCGACGUUCGCGUGGAAAGCGAAGAUCGUGUGCACCCCAUUGUCAGUUGGGAUCACGCCGGCUUGCACCCUAUUAUGAGACAGAAUAUCGAUCUGUGCCUUUACACUGCUCCCACAGCCAUCCAAAUGUACACCAUCCCUGCCAUUCUCACUGAUAGGGAUCUGAUUGGCGAAAAAGCUGGCCGCCCACGCCCCGACAACGUCGGGCCUGACUUUGACGCAAAGCUGAAUGGAGUCCGAGCGGAACCUCUGGUACUCAUUGUAUGUCCCACGCGAGAGUUGGCAACCCAAAUUUUUGACGAUGCUCGUCGUCUUUGCUAUCGCUCCAUGCUGCGUCCUUGUGUUGCAUAUGGCGGCGUGCCUUCUCGUUUUCAGCGAGAGGAGCUUCGAAAGGGAUGCGAUAUUUUGAUCGGUACUCCCGGUCGGAUCAUUGACUUCAUGGGACAGGGUCACGUCUUGUCGCUUCAUCGGGUCAAGUACACCGUCAUUGACGAAGCUGACGAGCUACUUCAUUCCGACUGGGAGGACGAUUUCAAGAAGAUCAUGUCAGGUGGAGAUGCCACCGAAGAUGAUGAUCACCGCUACAUGAUGUUUUCUGCUACCUUCAACAAGGAUUGUCGAAAACUUGCUCGUGAGCAUCUCGGCCAGAACUACGUUCGCAUCAGCAUUGGACGCCCGGGCAGUUCGCAUCUCAAUGUCGAGCAGCAGAUCAUCUACGUCGAGGAAUCACGGAAGAACGACGCCCUCUACGACCUUCUGUUGAGCAUGUGCCCGAUUCGCAUUCUCGUUUUCGUCAACAACAAAAAGCAGGUCGAUUAUGUCGACGCAUUCCUCUAUGAGCACGGUCUUCCCAGCACCUCGAUUCAUGGUGAUCGGACCCAACGAGAGCGAGAAGAUGCCAUCCGCUCUUUCAAGACUGCGCAGUGCCCCAUCAUGGUCGCCACGGCUCUUUCUGCCCGAGGUUUGGACAUCCCAAACCUCAUGCAUGUGGUCAACUAUGAUCUUCCGAGGGCCAAUCACGGUGGUAUCAACGAGUACAUCCACCGCAUUGGGCGCACCGCACGUAUCGGAAAUGAAGGACUGGCAACUUCUUUUUACACCGACAAGGAUAAAGACCUUGCCUUUGACCUGGUGCGAAUCUUGCUGGAGUGCAACCAGCCAGUUCCCGACUUUCUUGAGCAUCACAUUCCAGCUGGUAGUCGUCCUGUGUUUGACGACGAUGAGACCGACAGCGAAAGUGACGAUGACAACAGAGCUGAUAUUGGCCCUGAGAACGAAGACGAGAUCAAUGUUGGGGUUGCCGCGAUCCACCACAAUAACGGAGACAAUCAGGGCGAAGACGGCCAGGUUUCCUCCCGUCGGGAGGCCUUUGGUGCAGACAAAACCGGUCCGGGCGGAUCUCACUGGGCUACCAACGACGUGACGCUGUAA